AUGACUACCGAGAUCAGUAACGGUGAGGCCAAGGGCCAUCAUCUCUCCACGAUACCGUCCUCUAUCACCCUCUCUGCGGAGCAAUUCGAAAAGCUGUAUCUGUCCCCAAUGAUGCGCCAGCAGCCCAGCCUGGCUAGGAAAGUCGGCAAUCCAACUCCAUUGGCACUAGGGGGCUUUGUCAUUACCACUACCCCCCUCUCCUGCUGCCUGAUGGCCUGGAGGGGCUCGAGCGGUAACGGAAUUGCUUUCAUUGGGCCGAUUAUCUUCCUUGGCGGACUUCUACUGCUCAUCACGAGUAUCCUCGAGUUUAUCCUUGGAAAUACAUUCCCCUGUGUGGUGUUCGGAACUAUUGGCGGGUUCUGGUUUGCGUUCGCAGCUACAAUGAUUCCCUCAUUCAACGCAGCCGCACCGUACUCCUCGUCCGCGACUAGUACAACUGCCGGUCUCACGAGCGCUAGCUUUAUGAAUACAUACGCAUUCCUCUUCAUAACUAUGGCCGUUCUAAUGCUGAUCUUCCUGCUCUGCGCGACUCGCACCAACGUCGUCUACACGCUCAUCUUCCUGUCCCUGCUUCUUGUCUUCCUCCUCCUGUCCGCGGGCUACUGGCGACUCGGUGAAGGGGACGCUGCUGUCGGUGACAGAUGCAUCAAGGGCGCUGGAGCUUCACUGUUCGUCGCUAGUCUCCUUGGGUUCUACCUCCUCAUCGCUCAGCUUUUCGACGCGGUCGGUCUGCCGAUCACUCUACCUGUUGGGGACAUGGAACGAUUCUGGCCUCGUUCCCAGAAGUAA
Molecule: messenger RNA, 789 nt
Organism: Aspergillus nidulans FGSC A4
Lineage: Eukaryota; Fungi; Ascomycota; Eurotiomycetes; Eurotiales; Aspergillaceae
Product: ethanol catabolism transcriptional activator alcS
Exons: 7
Coding region: 1-789 (262 amino acids)
Biological process (GO): transmembrane transport
Cellular component (GO): membrane; cell septum; plasma membrane
Source: RefSeq, a predicted model, not a curated record